This is a messenger RNA of Rotaria sordida, 1569 nucleotides long. NCBI's taxonomy places the organism in Eukaryota, Metazoa, Rotifera, Eurotatoria, Philodinida, Philodinidae. The record is from the annotation of a GenBank genome assembly.
AUGAUAUCAAGCAACAAUAGUCUCAAACGUAAAUCAUCAAUACCAAUAUCAACAGAUAAUAAUACAAUAAUAAAACGAUUCCGUGGUACUUCUUAUGAUGGAAAAAUUUAUUGUAAUGAAUAUCAAAAAUCUUUAUCAACAAAUAAAUCUCAACAAUCAACAAAGAAGAUGACAAUAUAUAAUAGUAAACAAAAUAUGACAUCAGAAUAUCGUCAACUUCAAUAUGAAUUACAAUGUCAAGAAGCUUUACUUGUUCUUAUGCAAAAGCUUAAAACAAAUCAACGAAUUAUAUCACAAACAAAUAAUACUAAUCAACGAACAACAACAACAACAACAACAACAACAACAUCGUCUGUUAAUACAACAAAAUUAAAUUCAACUAUACCAACAAAACAACCAUCUAAUUUAACAAAUCGAUCAACACCAACUAAACCACCUCAUCCAAAUCAAUAUACAGUUAAUCGAUCAAAUAAUAAUUUACAACAACAAACAUCAAAACCUUCUCAAUCAUUACCUCAAGCUAUUCGUCAGUCAACUAAUAGUACAUUACCAAUAACAGCUACUCGUCUAUCAUCAACUUCAACUACAAAAAAUUCUACUGUAACAUCAACAACAAAUAAUACUUCAAAAAAUAAUGGAAUUACUACAGAUCAACAUUUAUUUAAUGCUAAAUUAGCUUUACGUAAACAACUUGAACAAACUCUUUUACAAAUUCCAACACCAAAACCAACUAUAUGUGAUUUAACUUAUAUUCCUGGUAUAAAUGGUUGGGCAGAAUUUUUAACAUUAGUUGGUCUUGAACAAGCCUAUAAUACAUAUACAGAUUUUGUUAAUCGUCGUUAUUCAUCAGAAAUUUCAGUAAUAUUACCAUAUAUGUGUACUCAAUGUGGUACAGAUUGGUCUGUAACAUGGCAUGAUAUAUCAUUAAUAAAUGAUAAUAAUAAUAAAGAUGAAAAAAUUGUUUGUGAUCGCUGUAGGAAAACAUCACAGAAAAAAAUUCUUAAACAAGAUCAUUCAAAUCGUUUACGACAAGCAUUUAUGAAAGCAUUACAACAAGAAAAAGAACUUGAUGCAAAAUUUCAACAACAAUCAUUAACAACAAUAGUUAAACAAUCAUCAUCAUCAACAUCAUCAACAUCAUCAUCAUCACAUCAUAAAUCUUCGAAUAAAUCUUUAUCAACAAAAAUAAAUUCAAAUCAUCAAUCUAAUAAACAUACAAAUAAUAAUAAUAAUAAUAAUAAUAAUAAUCAUCAUCAUCAUAGUGGAAAGACUAGUUCAUCAAAACAUCCGAUAAAUCCAGUUGAUACAUUUGCAUCAGCUUUAGCUGCUUUACCAACUAAUGAACAAAUAGAAUUAUUUCAAAAACAUUUUUUAUCAAAUAUGUUUCCAUUUGCUGUUGCUAAUCAAGCAGCUGUACUUGCAACUAAAACAACUCAACAACAACAACAAGCAUUAGCUGCAUCAUUACCAGCUAUGGCUGCUUCAUUGAUGCGUCAAGGAAAUCCUGCUCAAUAUUUACUUGAUAUGAUACCACAAGCAGCUAAACAACAUCAUCGUCAUUCAAAAUGA